UCAAUCAAAAUUAAUUGACGGUGAGUCACUUUUCAGUUAAUGGUACACGUAUGUUAUAUUUCGCUACAUCUGGGGGAAGGAGAAAUGACAAUUUAUAAGAGAUCCUGGCAAGCUGUCCCAUUCCUCUGUCCCUCUUGCUCGCAUGUUCCCUUGCGGCUCACUUUACUAGGUCAUUAUUGGAGAAAUUUCUCACAGGCUACUGGGGUUUUAAAGGACCUUUGCUGGCAAAGAAAACACUCCCCACAAAGACACAUCAAAAUACCUCAUGCAUGUUGUACAUGCCUCUGCUUAAUAUUAAAGAUGUUAGUUACUGCUGGAGUAAGUGAGAAAGAUGUCAGAAUAAUAACAUUUUAAGUAUG
Porites evermanni is the source of this 359-nucleotide messenger RNA. The record is from the annotation of a GenBank genome assembly. NCBI's taxonomy places the organism in Eukaryota, Metazoa, Cnidaria, Anthozoa, Scleractinia, Poritidae.